Molecule: messenger RNA, 1809 nt
Organism: Syngnathus acus (greater pipefish)
Lineage: Eukaryota; Metazoa; Chordata; Actinopteri; Syngnathiformes; Syngnathidae
Gene: hspa13
Product: heat shock protein 70 family, member 13
Exons: 5
Coding region: 134-1444 (436 amino acids)
Biological process (GO): vesicle-mediated transport; protein refolding; cellular response to unfolded protein
Cellular component (GO): nucleus; cytoplasm; plasma membrane
Molecular function (GO): heat shock protein binding; ATP-dependent protein folding chaperone; ATP binding
Source: RefSeq, a predicted model, not a curated record
CGCAACGCUGACGUGUGUUUAGUAGGAAGUGACUGUCGCGUCGUCGUUGCGAGAGUGUUAAGUACAGAUUCGAUGGUUUAAAAACAGUUUCUGGUUAUUUCAACUCCGGACGGAUUCUCUAAAGUACGCGACGAUGUCAGGGCAAAUGUCAAUCUUUGGUUCUAUGGUCCUUGCUCUGUUCUUGGCUGGUUAUUUGGGUCAGCAGUACUUACCUCCACCCAAGCCCAAAGUAAUUGGUCUAGACCUGGGGACCACUUUUUGUUCCGUGGGCGUGUUUCACCCUGGUAGUGGAAAAGUGGAGGUAAUUGCAGACAAGGAGGGCAGGAAGAGCAUCCCAAGUGCCGUCUCCUUCACCAACACGACAGUGCUGGCUGGGCAUGAUGCUGUGGAUGUGGCUGACAACAACCCCCACAAUACCAUUUACGACGCUAAGAGGUUCAUCGGGAAGAUCUUUACCCCACAUUUGCUGGAGCAGGAGAGCAGCCGCUAUCCCUUCAAGGUGGUCUACAACAAUGGAAGUGCCGAGUUUGUGAUCACCACGAAUGGCACAUUCACGGUGACUCCCGAGUUCAUUGGCUCUCGGCUGCUGCUGAAGAUGAAGAAGAUGGCUGAGCAGCAACUGGGCGUGCCUAUCCACAAAGCCGUCAUCUCGGUGCCCGCAGAGUUUGACGACAGGCAGAGGGAGUACACUAUCAAAGCCGCCAACCUUGCAGGUUUGGAGAUCUUGCGCAUAAUCAAUGAGCCGACAGCGGCGGCCAUGGCGUACGGCCUUCACAAGGUGGAUGUCUUCAACGUUCUGGUGGUGGACCUCGGCGGAGGAACCUUGGACGUGUCUCUGCUCGACAAACAGGGCGGCAUGUUCUUCACCAGAGCCAUGGCCGGAAACAACAAGCUGGGCGGUCAAGACUUCAGCCAACGGUUACUCCAGUACACCAUAGAACGAGUGCUACAGGAGUUUGGCGUUGUGCCCACUCUCAAAGAAGACCUCCAUUGUCUCCGCCAGGCCGUGGAGGCGGCUAAGAUCAACCUCACCCUCCAGCCCAGCGUCACAAUCAAGGUGCCGCUGCACCUGCUCGCCCGGGACGACUCGGCCCCGAAGCCGGUGCUCUUUGAGACCGUGGUUACGCGUCAACUUUUUGAGGAGCUCAACGAGGACCUCUUCCAAAAGAUCCUGGCCCCGGUGGAGACGGUUCUCGCCGACGGCCACCUGGACAAAAAUCAGGUGGAUGAGAUUGUGCUGGUGGGUGGAUCAACAAGAAUUCCCCAGAUCCGGAGGAUCAUCGCAGAGUUUUUCAGCAAGGAGCCCAACACUUCGGUGGACCCCGACCUGGCUGUGGUGACGGGCGUGUCCCUCCAGGCGGGCAUCAUGAGCGGGUCGUGGCCGUUACAAGUCAGCGCCAUCGAAAUACCCAACAGAAACCUUCACAAGACCAACUUCAAUUAGAUUAAAAUACCUAACAGUGCAGAGACCACUUGAAUGUACUUCAUCUGGACCUCUUGUGAAUGAGCAUGGGCUCCAGAUCAUGUUUUUGUCAUUUUGCAAAGAACUAAGUUUACACAUCUAUCAAUUGAAAAAUGACAAAAACAUUUGCUUGUACUAACAUGCAGAUGCACUGGCACUUAAGCUAUGAAAAGUCCUCAGGGCAAUAAGGGACCACCUCCUAUUUGUUAUAAUUGGCAUUAAUGUAAUUCAACCAAGGUGGCACGGUGUAGCACUGGUUAGCACGUCCGCCUCACGGUUCAGAGGGUCCGGGUUCAAUUCCACCUCCGGCCCUCCCUGUGUGAAGUUUGCAUGUUCUCCACGUGCCU